CUUUUCCUUUAUAGAUAAUAAAAAUAUAAGCAACUUGAAUUAAAAAAAAAUGCCCUUUUUAAAUUGCUUUUUACUUUUAUUUCUAAUCGCGACAAAGAGUGAAUCAUAUCCUAUUGUCACUUCUGCUUCUGACUGCACGUGGAUAUACUCUGACCCAUUCUUAUGUCUCAACGGAGAGUGUAUCCAGACUCGUUGGAUAUGCGACGGUCAUGAAGACUGCUUGGAUGGCAGCGAUGAGGCAGGAUGUGAAAAGAGAAAAUGCCCAAGUAGGCAUCAGUUCAGAUGCGGCAAUGGACAGUGCAUCCCUGAGUGGGAAGUGUGCGAUGGAUUAUAUGACUGUAGCGACCACACUGAUGAAGAGGCAACAAGUUGUGAAAAAGCCUAUUGGCCUGAAUCGCACGAUGAUGAUACAUCUGAAGAUGAUCUGAUUGAAAAUGAUAGCGAGGAACAACUCUGGUGUGAUGAGGAAGUUUUCAUUAAAUGCGAAAAUAAGUGUAUUUUGAAAGCUUUCAAGUGUGAUGGCGAAGCUGAUUGUGGGGAUUUAGCUGAUGAAAAUAAUUGUACAAAAGAAGAGUGUAGGGGCGUCUAUUGUGGGAGCAAUUGGUGCAUCUCCAACCUCAGGAAAUGUGAUGGAAUAAGGGAUUGCUUAAAUGGCGAAGAUGAAACCGAGUGUGAACACCACAAAUGCGAUAUAAAGACUCAAAUGAAAUGUGAUAAUUCUCGCUGCAUCAAUAAAAAUUCCAUAUGUGAUGGCAUUCACGACUGCUCCGAUGGAACUGAUGAAAUAAACUGCAUGAUAAAGUAUUCGAAAGUUAAAUCUGAAAACCAUUGCAGUGGUUUUUACUGUGACAACCAACAGUGCAUUCCGGAGUAUCUCAGAUGUGACGGAGAAGUUAACUGUUUGGAUGCGAGUGAUGAAUUCGGUUGCGGCUCACACGAAUGCGAUGAAAAAUCCCAAAUAAGAUGCGAUAAAAAUGUCUGCAAGCAAAGAAUACUUGUCUGUGAUGGAAAAGAAGAUUGUUUCGAUGGGAAAGACGAAGAAAACUGUAAAAAUAUUUUGUAUAAAUAAUAAAUAUAUUUAAAUUA
Molecule: messenger RNA, 1086 nt
Organism: Parasteatoda tepidariorum (common house spider)
Lineage: Eukaryota; Metazoa; Arthropoda; Arachnida; Araneae; Theridiidae
Biological process (GO): receptor-mediated endocytosis
Cellular component (GO): plasma membrane; apical plasma membrane; signaling receptor complex
Molecular function (GO): protein binding; hormone binding
Source: RefSeq, a predicted model, not a curated record